Messenger RNA from Lepidothrix coronata (blue-crowned manakin), 958 nucleotides. RefSeq names its product RAB7B, member RAS oncogene family (gene RAB7B). Gene Ontology annotation, molecular function: GTP binding; GTPase activity. The record is from RefSeq and is a predicted model, not a curated record. Gene Ontology annotation, biological process: endosome to lysosome transport; phagosome-lysosome fusion. The coding region runs from base 39 to 662 and encodes 207 amino acids. Lineage: Eukaryota; Metazoa; Chordata; Aves; Passeriformes; Pipridae. Gene Ontology annotation, cellular component: lysosome; phagocytic vesicle; late endosome. The transcript is spliced from 6 exons.
UGGAGCGGAGCCCAGAGCCUCGGCUGCCCGGCCGACGGAUGCCCCGGCAGGGCCCGUCCAUGGAUGCCAGCAAGAAGGUGGAUUUGAAGAUAAUCAUAAUUGGAGCUCUGGGCGUGGGCAAAACCUCCCUCCUGCACCAGUACGUGCACAAGACGUUUUACGAGGAUUAUCGCACCACGCUGGGUGCCAGCAUCCUGACCAAGGUCCUGGCGGUGGACAACACCCCCCUGAAGCUGCAGAUCUGGGACACGGGGGGACAGGAGCGAUUCCGGUCCAUGGUGUCGACCUUUUACAAGGGCUCGGACGGCUGCAUGCUGGCCUUUGAUGUGACAGACAGGGAGUCCUUUGAGGCCCUGGACAACUGGAGAGAUGACUUCCUGGAGAAGGUCAUUCCAAGGGAGCAGGAUUUCCCCAUGGUCGUGCUGGGGAACAAAAUAGACCUCUGUGAUCGGCAGGUACCCAAGGAAACUGCCUCAGCCUGGUGCAAGGAGAAGGACAUCCCUUAUUUUGAAGUCAGUGCCAAGAACAACAUCAACGUGGCAGAGGCUUUCGAGACCCUCGCGAAGCAGGCGCUAACGACGUACAAAGGGAUUUUUGAGAGUUAUUUAACUGACUCCAUCAAACUCACUCCCUAUGACAAGCCCAAGAAGAGCUGCUGCUGACCCCGGGCACUGCCCACACUGGACCCCACAAUGCCCACGGCCGGAGCCCCUCCCAGGGGUCUGUGCCCCGUGCCCAUCCCAGGGACUGUCCAAGCCAGGGCACAGCAGGACCAGCCCUGGACACACCGGGGCCAGCUCACUGUGCACCCCAGGACUUGCUGCUUCCCACGGCUCUCCUGAACCAGCAAAUCCCAAAUUGCUGCUGUGUCACGGUGGUCUAAUCCCCCUGGAUCUGCUGUCAUCUGGCACCCGAGCAGGCAAUGCCCCUGUGGUGAUGGUGCCAGUGGUGACAGUGC